AGUACAGUGGGUUAAUAUAUUCCCUAAGCUGUUUCUUUCAGGCACCACUGUUUUCAAAUUUUAAAGGUUUUACUCCUCCAGCUUGAUUAGCUGACACUCAUCGUUCGUACUUUCAAGUUUAACCCUUAGACUUAAUAAACGUAAAGGUAAAGUCUAUGAUUUAACGAGUACAUUUGAGGCGACGACAUAUCGGCGAAGCAUUGCCGGAAGACUAAAUACAGGGAAGUAAAAACCCAGCUUCCAUCUUUUCCCCGCCUACACUUUAUUAUUCCUACAGCUUCCGUGGGCAAGCUUGGAUAUGGCGGCAAAGGAAACUGUAAAUACUCCUAAAAACGAAGUUGAAUUUAUUAUCAACCGCUGGUUGGUGGACUACUAUUAUUGUUGUUUAUUAGAAGUGUUUAAAAAGGACCACUACGAUGACUUCUGUGACAUUAGAGGUGUUGUUGAAAGUGUGUUGGCCCGUCCUGUGCAGUCCACUGAUGUCAUGCCAACAAAGUUCAAAGUAUUGCAGUUUCUCUCCCGGAUAAAUGAAGGCGAAAAACUUGACUUGACAUUUGAGUUGGACCAGUCAAUAACUCCUCUGGAAUCAGCCUUAGCCAUUCUGGAACUCAUGAGCAGUGAAAACCUUAUUUCACCGCAGGAUUUCCAGAAGGUCAGCACUUCACUGAAAGAGAUGCUUGUUGGGAUUCUCAUUAAAAACAAAGAGUUUGACAAAGCAAAAGAGGUGCUGAACAAACACUUCCCCGAGAAAAUGGUUGGCAAGAAAGCUAUAUUCACAGGCCUUGUCAGGCAGAAGAGUACAAGACAUGAAGUCAUCGAGAAAAUCAACUACCAACAGUUCAAGCAGGAGAUGGUGGCCUUUUGUGAGAGGCUUUGUCCAGUCGGCGUUCCCUUUCUCCACCAGGCUGCAAAAAGGCUUCUUGGUGAAAGAAAAGAAAAGGAAGAUGGCAAGGCAGCCGAAGCUGUUGAGCAAGAGGAACCUGGCCCAUCCUCUCAGCUUCCUUUGAACAUCACCCAUUUCAUACCAUGUAAACAUUCAGUUAUAAUAAGGACCAGGCUGGAGGCAGCUUACAUAGCUUUGUCUCAUGAUUCAGAUGAGAGACCAUUCGUUCAGCUGGAGGUAGAAUUGGAGAGAGAGGAACAGGGGAAAAAAAGGGACUCUCAUUCCCUCCACUGCUCACUUGCUCCAGAGAACAGCACCAAUCAGGACUCAGAGCAGGAACUGAUAUUUCAGAGGGACUCAGGCAGCCCCAUGGAGGCGUCCCCAGCAGAGCAAACUCCGCAGACAGACGCUGUUCUACAAGAACAGGCAGGUUCACUCUCAAAGACACCAGCGGUGAAGAGGACCAGACGGCCCCCUUACAAUCUGGCACGUCUAGUGGUGGAGCCGGACAGCCAGGGGAGCUCGCAGAGCACGCCAGCUCUUCAAGAUCAGCUGGCUGAUUUAAGAACAGAAGAGCGGCCGCAGUCAGCAGCUAAAGCCAAGGAAAAAAAUUGGAACAGAGCCGCAACAAGUUUGGCCGAGUUGUCAGCGGAAAUUGAGAAUGACUCGUCUGACGAACUCCAUGAAGAGACAAACAGAUCACUGACAAACUCUAACAAGUCAAAGAGGAUAUCAUCAGACUCUACUGAAGACCCACAGGAAUCAUCGUCACCCUGUAAAACACCUCGUAAACGACUGGCCAGGGAUCCUCUCAACAAGCAAGUCCAAAUAAAACACUCAUUUGAUGUCAAUAUGUUUAUGAAUUUGACAUUUCUUAACUUCAUGUUGUUUUUAUGCAGAGAUCAAGCAAAUGCAAGUGACAUGAUGACAGACUCUUCACUGGACAGCUCACCCAUGCGGUUUCCUCUUCGCCCCGUCCCUCGAACGAGCUCCACCCCUCAGAUGAAAGAUGAAGGUUCUUCACAUUCAAAAUGGAAAAAGCUUUACAAUAAUGCAAAGGAGAGUAGGGAUACAUGGAGCGAUGAGGAGACAUAUUUCAGCAGCCGAAAGAACAGCAAAACACAAGAUGAGAGCAAUGAUUCAAACACAGGCCAGAAGAGGAAGAUGUGGACCGAGGCUGAGACAGUCAAGUUAAGAAAAGGGGUCAAAAAAUUUGGAGAGGGAAACUGGAGUAAGAUCAAAGAUUACUACUCUUUCAACUAUCGAACAAAUGUCCAGCUCAAGGACAGAUGGAGAACAAUGAAGAAGUUAAAGCUUGUUUGAGAGGUUCAAGUGAGAGAACAAGGUUUCCUCACAGACUUUAUAAACCUUACAAAAAUAUUUCUUUUUGGAAUCAAUUUUUUCCCUCAAGUUUGAUAAAUGUGAACGGUUUCAUGUGCGGGAUUGUUUGUCCCUUUGUUGUAAUAAAAACUACAAAGGUG
This is a messenger RNA of Labrus mixtus (cuckoo wrasse), 2364 nucleotides long. It is a transcript of the gene terf2, whose product is annotated as telomeric repeat binding factor a. Gene Ontology annotation, cellular component: nucleus; chromosome, telomeric region; shelterin complex. The record is from RefSeq and is a predicted model, not a curated record. Gene Ontology annotation, molecular function: G-rich strand telomeric DNA binding; telomerase activity; protein homodimerization activity. Gene Ontology annotation, biological process: regulation of telomere maintenance via telomerase; negative regulation of telomeric D-loop disassembly; protein localization to chromosome, telomeric region. Lineage: Eukaryota; Metazoa; Chordata; Actinopteri; Labriformes; Labridae.